Molecule: messenger RNA, 1666 nt
Organism: Armigeres subalbatus
Lineage: Eukaryota; Metazoa; Arthropoda; Insecta; Diptera; Culicidae
Product: cuticle protein 8-like
Exons: 2
Coding region: 64-663 (199 amino acids)
Cellular component (GO): extracellular matrix
Source: RefSeq, a predicted model, not a curated record
GUGAAAUCGUUAUCCUUAGCAUCAUUCCUCGAGAAUAAGUUCUUCAGUAAAGGUAAUUUCAAAAUGGCAUUCAAAUUAGUUCUAUUGGCCACCUUGGUCGUAGCUGCCAGCGCUGGAUUGAUCCCAGAGCAUGGAUACGCUUCUUCACAUCAGUCUAUCCAACAUCACCAUGCCGCUCCAGUUCAUCACUUGGCUGCUAUUCAAGCUGCUCCGGUGCAUCAUGUGGCUGCAAUUCACGCCGCACCUGUCCACCACACCAUCGUGAAAGAAGUUGAGCAACACGCCCCGGCUAACUACGAAUUCUCCUACGCAGUCCACGAUGAACACACCGGAGACAUCAAAAGCCAACAUGAGACACGCCACGGAGAUGAGGUCCACGGACAGUACAGUCUGAUUGAUUCUGAUGGACAUCAUCGCAUUGUUGACUACCACGCCGAUCAUCACUCCGGAUUCAAUGCUGUCGUUCGUCGGGAGCCAACGCACGUCAAGAUCGCCCAGCCAGUGCACAAAGUUAUUGCCCAGCCAGUGCAUAUUGCUUCUCAUGCUGUCGCUCCAGUGCAUCAUGCCACCAUCUCGCAUCAGGCGGCACCAAUUGCGCAUAUCUCACACAUUGCCGCCCCAAUUUCGCAUCAUGGUCUCUCGCAAAAUGGUCAUUAUUAUUAGAAUGAUUUAACCAGAUAUUUCUCUUAGUCAGACAACUUAGAUAAUGAAAUAGGCAAUUUGUUCUGUGCUGAACGAAUAAAUUAAACUUAUAUGCGAAAAUAAUUGAUAAAUGAUUUACUCCAAUUUUUUUUUCAAACAUUUAUUAUUUACUGGGGUGUGACAAAACCUUUAAACAUCAUAUAACUUGAAAUGGCAUUUGUUGUAGGAAAAUAGUUUCUAAAAUCCUUCAUACUUAUACAGGCACCGUUGUGCGUGAUAAGUUAUAGAUUAGUGACGCGGUAUAUUUUGAAUAAGUAAAACUCUCGGGGAGUGUUUCGUGGCAGCGCACAUCUGUAGUCAGGGGCUCCGUAGGUCGCAAGUAUCUUUUGCGGAAAAUUUCACCAUUAUUUUAAAAAUAAUUCUCACUCCAGGUGAAAUCCGAAGAUUCAGCAGCAAUCUGUACUUUGACGAAAAAAUGGUUGAUAAUUCUAAAAAAAAAUCAUGAAUAGGGAUUUCAGAAAUGAACUGUUUAGUUUUCUAAAAUCACCAUUGGAUUAUGGUAAAUGAUCCAAUAGUGGAGGAACUAAGUAUGUUCUAAAACUUUUCAUUUUCCCAGAAUUAUUCAAAUACUUAUUUCACUCACCUUGGAUAUUUAUUUCAUAGUUUUCCUAAUCUAUUUUAAUAGAAAAUGCUUCCGUCGCAUGCAUUCCAUACAUUCCGUCCUUAAAUGACAACUUUAAUUAUUGGUACAUUGUUCCAAUAGUUGCAUUAUUUUUUUAAUUCGUGUCCCUAUACUAUGAACUCGGAAGUUAUAGCCAAAAUAUUAUUUUUCCCGAUAGAUCGCCUAAGAAAUUUUCACUCAUUUUUUUGGCACUUAUCUUCAACCGAAUUACUCGCAAUUCGCAAGUCGCAUUCGACGCAGAAUACAGACCCAUUGUUUCCUUUUGAAAAUUGGCCAGAUCGCACUAUGGGCUCGGAAGCUAUGGGCAAAAUCAAAUUAAAUUACAGAAAAAUCGCCUAAAAA